UACAUCUCAUACUCUAAACUCUUAACCCUCCAUUUAUCUCCACUUCAUUCCUCUGCAGCCAUGUCAACCUCUGGAAGGAAAGGUCGUGGCCGUCAAAAGAUUGAAAUGAAGAAAAUGGAGAAUGAUAGCAACUUGCAGGUCACUUUCUCAAAGCGCCGCGGUGGGCUAUUCAAGAAAGCCAGCGAGCUUUGCACCCUCUGCGGCGUAGAGAUAGCUCUCAUCGUCUUCUCCCCUGGCCAGAAAGUCUUCUCAUUCGGCAAUCCCAGUGUGGAGGCCAUCAUUGAGCGCUACCUCUCGCGUGGCCCGACUCAACCAACCGUCACCAUGCACUACAUCGAGGCUCAGCGAAACGCCAACGUGCGUGAGCUGAACAAAUAUCUGUCUCAGAUCAACAACCAGCUUGACGCUGAUAUGAAGCGCAAGGAGGAGCUGAAUUGUCGGCUAAAAGCGAUGCAAUCUCAGUUCUGGUGGGCUUGUCUGAUUGAAAGCAUGGACAAGUCUAUGCUUGAGAAGUACAGGGUUGCUCUGGUUGAGCUCAAGAAGAAGGUCACUUCUUAUUGUGAUGAGCUUUUCAUUGAGGAUGCAAACGUUGGUAGUGCUGUCGCUACCAACCCACCAAUCAAUCAAUUUUUUUCUGGUGGACCCUCAAAUUCAAUGAUCCCUCUCCACCACCCACCACCACCACCUCCUCAAGUGUUUCCACCACUGUAUUUUCAGGCACCCAUGAUGCAGGCUAAUCACUUUUUAGGUGGCUUUAAUAACAAUGGAGGAUAUGGAGGACCACCCCCAGGGUUCUACUAAUACAAUCAUCCCGUGAUGAUGAUGAGAUGAUGCCCUAUCUGUUUUAAAUUUCAGCGUUGUUUUCAAUUUUCAUAGCACACAGACUUAACUAGUUUCAUGUAUGGGAUAUAGUUAGUCUUGCUUAGGGUUUGAAUUUUAAUUACUGCUUCAUGUUUUUGAA
Molecule: messenger RNA, 961 nt
Organism: Lotus japonicus
Lineage: Eukaryota; Viridiplantae; Streptophyta; Magnoliopsida; Fabales; Fabaceae
Product: agamous-like MADS-box protein AGL62
Exons: 1
Coding region: 61-801 (246 amino acids)
Biological process (GO): positive regulation of transcription by RNA polymerase II
Molecular function (GO): protein dimerization activity; DNA-binding transcription factor activity, RNA polymerase II-specific; RNA polymerase II cis-regulatory region sequence-specific DNA binding
Source: RefSeq, a predicted model, not a curated record